Trichomonas vaginalis G3 is the source of this 405-nucleotide messenger RNA. RefSeq names its product ribonuclease inhibitor domain-containing protein. The record is from RefSeq and is a predicted model, not a curated record. The transcript has a single exon. NCBI's taxonomy places the organism in Eukaryota, Parabasalia, Trichomonadida, Trichomonadidae.
UUGAAAAGUGUAGAGUUUUCCAGUGUACUAAAAAAUAUCUAUGCAAAUGCUUUUUAUGGAUGCAGUUCACUAACAAGCAUCGUGUUCCCACAAACAUUAGUCGGUAUCGGUGAGUCUGCGUUCUAUGGAUGCACAAGUCUCGUCAUCAAUUCAAGUCAGAAUUCUAAUUUCAAGUAUGAGAACCAGAUGCUUCUCACUGACCAGAAGACGACGAUCUCCGAAUUCUUUGGUGAUAACUCUAACCUCGAAAUCACAGCACCUCUCGGAACUACGACAAUUGGUUCACGAACAUUCAUGAACAAACAUCUGAAAACUAUCAAAUUCCAAGGCAACACGCUUACUCGUGUUGGUGAUUUGUGUUUUACAUCUUCAACUAUCCAGAGUAUUUCAUUUCCGAUAGUUUGA